Messenger RNA from Leucoraja erinaceus (little skate), 3261 nucleotides. RefSeq names its product proton activated chloride channel 1 (gene pacc1). The transcript has 8 exons. NCBI's taxonomy places the organism in Eukaryota, Metazoa, Chordata, Chondrichthyes, Rajiformes, Rajidae. The record is from RefSeq and is a predicted model, not a curated record. Bases 207 to 1262 code for a protein of 351 amino acids.
AGCCAGGGCUGGUGUCUGGGGGAAGGCAGUGGUGAUCUGUGUGUCCCGGGCGCUGACAUUUGGCUCUGGGCUGCUCUGCUCCCUCCCCUCCCGCCUGCUGCAGCUGCAGAGGCCGCCGCUUGGAGCCCAGACCGGACCAUGUUCUGCACCCAGCUGCACGCUGCCUCGCCGGUCUGCUGAUCGGUUCGUCCCCGAAGACCUCGGCAAUGAUACGGAGAGAGAUCGCCGGCUCCUACCGAGAGCUUACAAAUGAUCAAACGGAGGAAAGGCGUAAUAGUUCUGAUCUCGCCGUUGAGAAUGAUGCAGAGGAAGAGUAUGUUAACAACGAAGUGUUGCAAGACAAUAACGUGGGCUCAACAAUCCUUUCUUCUAUCUUCGGGAAAGCCUGUCUGAAGAACACGUUUUCUGUCAUUCUUAUCUUCAUCUACCUGCUGUUGAUGUCCGUGGCCAUGUUCCUGGCCUAUCAGACCAUCACUGACUACAGAGAGAAGCUCAAACAUCCUGUCAUGUCUGUCUCUUUCCAGGAAGUUCAGAAAUACGAUGCUCCUGGCAUAGCAUUUUAUCUGGAUGAAGCUGAGCUCCUGAGUUGUAAGCAUCAUUUUCAUGAUCGUGUUCAGUUUGUGGUGUCUCCAGGCCAUCCGGGUGAAAUAGAUUGCAUCAAGGAACAUGUCACUUACAUGGACCCUUACAGAAACCAAACCUUGAAGUCAGCCCUGGUUAUCCGUGGACCCCAAGAUGUGAGGAAGAAGGAGCUGGUAUUCUUGCAGUUCCAUCUAAAUGAAACGGAAGAAGAUUUCAGUGCAAUUGAUUAUCUCUUAUUCGCUUCGUUUGAGGAGUUUCUUGAGAGUCCUGACAAAGCACAGUUCAUGCAGGACAGUGAACGCUCAUACUCCGUCUCGACUUUUUCUGGAGGUUUUCGAACAUGGGUCAAAAUGUCUCUGGUGAAAACGAUGGAGAAAGAUAGAAGUGAAUCGGUGGAAUUCAGACAGGAGUCCACUCUUGUGAGAUACAACGACCGUCGACAUGGUUCUGACCAAAGUGACCAGUGGUUCUUCGUUGUGUUUGAAUGGAAAGAUCCGUUCAUUCAGGAAGUCCGAGAUAUAAUCACAGCCAAUCAGUGGAACACGAUUGCCAUCCUCUGUGGCGUUUUCUUGGCUUUGUUCAAGGCUGCAGAGUUUGCAAAGCUCAGUAUUAAAUGGAUGAUUAAAAUUAAACAGAGGCAGCAAAAACGGAAAACCCAGGAACUGGACCAGAUGAGUUAACCCAGGGACCUAAUGAGCCCAUUUAAGAAAUGCAGAUCUAAUCCACUUUCUCCAAUCCAGCACUUCAUAUAUUUGUUGUGUGGAACUUAUGUUAUGACUGCUGCCAGAAUACAUUUGACGAUAGUCAAUCUGAUGAAAUGGGAUACAUCAGUCUUGGGAAAACUGUAACGUUUUAUAUUCAAUCACAGUUUCUAUGAAGAGGAAGGCUUGGGUAAUAACAAAAUAUCAUCACAGAAGUGUUACCUAUAAAUUCCAUUAGUCUUUUUUGGAUUGUGGGGUAACCAGGGCUUGGAGUCUUGUGAUAUAAGAUGCAUAUCAUUGGGAAACUGGUUUUGAUUGUCCAUAAUGUUACUGUUGCUGGACCAGUGAAUAUGCUUUGUGUCAACAUUCAUGUAAUCGGAGGUAAGGCAGUGUUCAGGCACGGCAAUGCACUUCAAUGCAAAGUUGUCUCAAUAAAGACAUUAACAAAAAUACUUAUUCCAAAGUAAUAUUUAAAUGCUGCUAUUGAUCACAGUAUGUGUGGAACGUGGUUUUGCUGUGAAUUAUAAAUUGUUGUUGAAUUCAACUAAUUUCUUUAUAAGCAAGCCUAGUUACACCGACAUACUGCUAUUAUCUUAUCAGCAUUAUUUUGUUUGUACAUCGAAAAUACGUCUGAAGAAUGUACGUACUUUAUUGAAUUAUGAUAGCGGUUUUGAGUAGCUAUUUGGAUGGACUAUUUUUAUGAAAAGGAAAGAGUUAUGAUAUUGUGACUUGAAACACAACAAGUUAGUUAAACUUAGCUUAUGUUGGACACAUCAGGAAGGAAGACUCCUCCAUUAAUAAAUGCCUUCAAAUGGUUUGAGUAAAAUAAGAUUUAUGUUGAAUUCUUUAUAGCAACGUAUGUUCAGGCACACAGGUAGUUCUGCUAUAAUGCGAUAAUUGUGUCAGGGUGGAAUUCCAGCUUUAAACACUGCACAUGGGCAUCACUGUCAGGCAUUAGCCUCAGCUGGCUGCAAUCAUUACUUGCUCCAUUGCAGGGAGAAGGAAAAUAGCCGGUGCACUCUCACUUCUCCCCUAAAUUGUUAGAGCUCCUCUUUGGGCAGAAAAGGCUAUUAAAGAUGGUAGAUAUCAAGGCCAGAACCUGGGUCUGGUUUUCCCUGCAUCUCUGAAAUAGUAGGUUCUCGGGAGUAGCUGCUCGUUAGUCAACUCUGGCAAGUGAAAAAAAAAAUACUACUGGUUAGUUCCCCUCUCCUCCACUCGUGCUUUGAUUUUAAAGGAACAUUUAGGUAAAAUAAAAUAAUGGUGUCUGGAAACUGGUAGGGAAAAUUAGGGAAUAAUGCAUCCUAGUGCUGGCCUACUAUCGGGGGCUACCUUUAUAUUCUUAAUGAACCUAAAUUAGGAGCGCAUCAGAAUAUCCAAUGAUCCUCAAGUUUAAUAAUUCUAAUAGAUCUUUUAAAAAGCAGUUUACCUGUAACUAAGGCUCUAAAUAUUGAAUCUUUGUUUGGGUAGUUAAAAUAUAAGAAUGCGUUCAUCCAAGAUAGCUAAAAUGUGUUCUGAUCAUUAAUGAAAGAUCGCCCUAAUGAUCAUAAUAUAGGCUUUGGGUGUAAGGGGAGGGAGGAAUCAAGACUUAACAAAAAUAAUACUGUACUGUUAAAAUAUAAGAAUUGCAACAUUUAAGAUAUUCCUCAAGUUUUAUAUUUUUAAAAAUGUUGAGAAAUAAACUUUUUUUGAACUGCUGUCUGUUAUUAAGAAGUGUUAACUUUUGAUUAUUGCCUUAGUCUUGAUACAGGCUAGGUAACAGUAUCACAAUUGUUGAUUAUUAGUUAACUGACAUGUAGUGCUAGAUUCUUAACCGGGAUAGCUAAGAAGGUUAAGUCUACUCAAACUAUUGUCUGAAAUAAUGUUAGUAUUCUGACAAUUAACCGGUAAAUUACUUGUUGGAUUAAACUUGUCAAAUGUUCCAUAACUAUUUUUAAUGUGUAAAAGUAUGCAGAUUAAUAAAGAUGCUACUUUAUCAACA